Saxophila tyrrhenica is the source of this 2454-nucleotide messenger RNA. RefSeq lists its product as uncharacterized. NCBI's taxonomy places the organism in Eukaryota, Fungi, Ascomycota, Dothideomycetes, Mycosphaerellales, Extremaceae. The record is from RefSeq and is a predicted model, not a curated record. Bases 1 to 2454 code for a protein of 817 amino acids. Gene Ontology annotation, molecular function: triacylglycerol lipase activity. Gene Ontology annotation, biological process: lipid metabolic process. The transcript has a single exon.
AUGGCGGAGAAGACACAAGAGAAAGACCCAGCACCAUCUGAUGCGGGCUUCGACUACCACUCGCUCCCAGACUGGGAUAACGACUUCUACAACGAGGGCGACAUACUCGCCUUUGCUUCUGCUCUCUCAGCGCCAGAGUCAACCUCGCCGUCGGAAGAGGACCUACUGAACCCUAAGCGUGCAAACGUAGAGUUCAUCACCGCCUUGAACGAUUGGAAACCAGUCCACCGCAGCGUGAAGGACGCACAAGAGCAAGGCCAUGGCAAGAAGAAAGGCAAGCGACGGAAAAAGCCCCGGAGAGGCAAGGACGAGACUCGGGAGGGAUUGACGUACAGCAUCACCAAGUGGCCACUCUUGAUCUUGGCGAUGGGAUGGCUGCUGUUCUUGACUAUCCUAUACCUGAUCACGAGGUUCUAUAUCUUCGCGUACGAGCGCUAUGUCACAUGGCGGGGUAAGAGGAAUCGGCUGAGGAAGAGUCUGAGACAACAGACGGACUACGAGGGCUGGAAAGCGGCAGCGCAGGAACUCGACCACUAUCUUGGUAGUGACAAGUGGAAGGUGGAUGACGAGUACGCGUACUAUGACGACCGUACGAUCCGGCGGGUUAUGGAGCAGAUGCGGAAGGCCCGGCGGAAAGCUGAAAAAGAAGAGGAGGAACCUGAUGGUGAGGGCGGCAAGAGACCGGUAGAGCGGAUGGUAGAGCUGGCGAGAUCGUCUAUCAAGAACAACUUCUCUGGAUUCGAGAAUCCGAGACUUUACAGUCAGACAUACUACGGUACGAAGGACUUGGUGCAGCAGUUCAUCGAUGAAAUGUCGACGAGCUUGCGGUUCUUGUUCGCAACCAACCAGUUGACGACCGAGGAGAAGCGAGAACUGGCACGGCACCUCAGCACCAAUUACGGCCGGACAGCGUUAUGCUUGUCAGGCGGAGCAGGAUUCGCUUGGUAUCACUUCGGACUGGCGAAAGCGUUGCUCGAGGCUGGCCAGCUCCCGAACAUUAUCACUGGAACUUCAGGCGGUGCGUUGGUGGCCGCCUUGCUAGCUACAAGGACCGAUGACGAGCUGAAGAAGCUUCUUGUCCCAGCGCUUGCAAACCGCAUUACGGCUUGUCACGACUCGAUGUCCGUCUGGGUAUACCGCUGGUGGCGGACCGGUGCGCGCUUUGAUGCAGUGGAUUGGGCCAAGCGAUCUUCCUGGUGGUGCUACGGCAACUUAACCUUCCUCGAAGCCUACCAACGGACUGGUCGUAUUCUAAACGUGACUUGCGUUCCUUCUGACCCACACACUCCUAACAUUCUGGUCAACUACCUAACGGCUCCUGAUUGUGUCAUCUGGUCGGCAGUCCUGGCAUCAGCAGCCGUGCCCGGCAUCCUGAACCCUGUGGUGCUGAUGCGGAAGAACAGAGACGGCAAGCUGGAACCAUACAGCUUUGGGCACAAAUGGAAGGAUGGUUCGCUCAAGACCGACAUCCCACUGAAGAGCCUCAACUUGCAUUUCAACGUCAACUUCAGCAUUGUCAGCCAGGUCAACCCACAUAUCAACCUGUUCUUCUUCUCCUCGCGCGGAACUGUGGGACGGCCAGUGACUCACAGACGCGGACGGGGAUGGCGAGGCGGAUUCCUAGGCUCAGCGUUGGAGCAAUAUCUCAAGCUCGACCUCACCAAAUGGCUCAAAGUCCUACGACAUCUCGAACUCCUCCCGCGCCCACUCGGCCAAGACUGGAGCGAAAUCUGGCUCCAACGCUUCAGCGGCACCACCACCAUCUGGCCCAAAUCCACCUUUAGCGACUUCUACUACAUCCUCUCCGACCCCUCCAUGGAGCGUCUCGCCCGCAUGAUCCACGUCGGCCAGCUCGCCGCGUGGCCCAAACUCAAGUUCAUCGAGAACCGCAUGGCCAUCGAACGAAUCAUCGAAGACGCACGCGAGAUGACUCGACCCGACACGCGACCGCCCAGCCAGACGCGGGGGAAGCGGCUGCGUAAUGUGCUCAGUGCGGAGGACCUCCAGAACCUGUUGGAGCAGGCUAGGAACAACAACGGGUCUGUGGAGGUGCCUGCGAACAUCGACAUGGCUGUCGAAGACGCAGCGCGGCGGUCCAAGGAGCGUGCGGCUCCGCCGCCGGUGCUCCAGCGGCAAGACUCACCUUCAGUUACUAAGCGCUGGAGCGAGUGGUUUGGGUCGAUUUCGGGUGGGUCAUCGCCGAGGUUGCCGCAGGGUGGGCCUUCGAUGGCGGAUUUGAAGCCGAUGCAGCAGCAACAGCAGGAUGCGAGGAGGGGGAGCUUUUUGCAGGAGUGGAAGAGGCAGAGUCAGGUUUUUUGGGAUGAGGAUGAGGGGGAGGGUGCGAGUGUGGAGGGGGAGUAUGAGACUGCUAGCGAGGUGGGUAGCGAGGCGGCUGAUGAGGACGGCGGAAUGUUGGGGAGUGAAGAUGAUGAAGACGAGAUGACGAGCUCAUGA